GAAAACUAAUCUAUCGUGUUCUAAUCACACGCACACGUGCAGACUACACUGAUGUUAUGUUAUCACUUUCUCACGAGUUGAUCAUUAACUGAGCUGCUGCGAUGAUCACAGAUGUCACUGAUUUUACGUGUUUUUUUGCAUUCUGACUGGGUUUGUGGCGCGCGGAUUCAUUAUGGCAGCUCUGCGUGCAGCAAAACAAGCUUUGAGAAGAGAAAUCAAGGGUCGAGUGGCGGCAGUGAGUGAUCAGGAGAAACUGAGACAGUCUCGAGUUGUCUCUCAAAAGUUGUUCAGGCAUCCCAAAUACCUGUCCAGCCAGCGUGUCGCUGUCUUCCUGAACAUGCAUGACGAGGUGCGCACACACGACAUCCUGCAGGACAUCUUCAAGAGGGGUAAAGCCUGCUUCAUUCCCAGAUACUUCACCCAGAGCAGUCAUAUGGACAUGUUACGACUCCGAGACAUGGAGGAGGUGAAGACGCUGCCCCUCACGACCUGGAACAUCCAGCAGCCAGCAGACGACGACUGCGACAGAGAGGAAGCCCUGGCCACAGGAGGACUAGAUCUUAUCCUCAUGCCUGGUUUGGGAUUUGAUAAGAAGGGGAAUCGGCUUGGCAGAGGAAAGGGUUUCUACGACACGUAUCUGGAGCUCUGUAGGACGCACCCAAAGGGAAAGCCAUACACCAUCGCCUUGGCUUUCAAAGAGCAGCUGUGUGCUGAAGUCCCAGUGGGGGAACAUGAUAUUCUUAUUGAUGAAGUCCUCUAUGAAGACGAGGAAUGAACUGCAUCAGUCAGACCUUGAUUUCAGCGCUGCUCAGAGUCUUUUGAAUUCAAAUGAUUCCUACGACACUGAUCCCGUUUCAGAAUGAAAUACAUUAAAUCUCUUUGGAUGCAAUCCAUAUUCUCGAACCAAAUAAUGUCUGGGGACUUCUUUCAGAGAAGAGCUUCUGUAUCAGCAUAAGAAUUACCAAAAGGCUAAAUAUGCAGUCUGUCCUGACAUUAAAGGAACAGUUCACUCAAAAA
This is a messenger RNA of Carassius carassius (crucian carp), 1017 nucleotides long. It is a transcript of the gene mthfs, whose product is annotated as 5,10-methenyltetrahydrofolate synthetase (5-formyltetrahydrofolate cyclo-ligase). Gene Ontology annotation, biological process: folic acid-containing compound biosynthetic process; tetrahydrofolate interconversion. Gene Ontology annotation, cellular component: mitochondrion. Gene Ontology annotation, molecular function: 5-formyltetrahydrofolate cyclo-ligase activity. The transcript has 3 exons. The coding region runs from base 173 to 775 and encodes 200 amino acids. The record is from RefSeq and is a predicted model, not a curated record. Lineage: Eukaryota; Metazoa; Chordata; Actinopteri; Cypriniformes; Cyprinidae.